AUGGGCGUGUCCCCGCAGGAGGGGCGUGUCCUCCGGCCCCCCAGCCAAUGGCGGCGCGUUUCCGCCGCGCGCGGCCAUAAAGCCGCGGGUGCCGCGCGGGGCCGCGGGUUCGAGUCCCGCCGCUCCCGGAUGGAGCCGCCGUUCUACCGCCCCGCGCCCUUCCCGGGCGGCUUCUGCCGCGCCGAGCCCGACUACGGCUCCUUGCCGGGGCCGCUGCCGCAGGGCCCCCCGCAGGAGCCCUUCCGCGCCCUCAAACAGGCGCCGUGCCCCGACGGCGCCUUCUUCGGCAGCGGCGCCGCUACCGGCGGCUUCUUCUACUCCGGUACCGGCGAGCGCGACGGAUUCUCCGGCAGCUUCGCCCAAGCGCUGGACGAGCUGCACCAACCGGGGCCGCCCAACGUGGCGCUCCCGGAGCCGCCGGCGCUGACAACGGCGGCGGCGGCGAUGGGGGGACCCUUCCCGGGGGUGCCCGGAGCGGAGGCGGCGGACGCGGCGGCGGAGCCGGGUCCGGAUUCCCCGGAGCGGCUGCAGGCGGAGCGGCGGAGGCUGCGGAACCGGCUGGCGGCGAGCCGGUGCCGGCGGCGGAAGCUGGAGCGGAUCGCGCGGCUGGAGCAGCGCGUCCGGGGGCUGCGGGCGCAGAACGCGGAGCUGGCGGACACGGCGGCCGUGCUGCGGGCCCAGGUGCGGCGGCUGCGCGGCUCCGUGCGGGACCACGCGGGCUCGGGGUGCCCGCUGCCCCCCGGGGCCGCGCUCGGCUUCUAG
Camarhynchus parvulus is the source of this 762-nucleotide messenger RNA. RefSeq names its product JunB proto-oncogene, AP-1 transcription factor subunit (gene JUNB). NCBI's taxonomy places the organism in Eukaryota, Metazoa, Chordata, Aves, Passeriformes, Thraupidae. The transcript has a single exon. Bases 1 to 762 code for a protein of 253 amino acids. Gene Ontology annotation, molecular function: transcription factor binding; RNA polymerase II cis-regulatory region sequence-specific DNA binding; DNA-binding transcription factor activity, RNA polymerase II-specific. Gene Ontology annotation, cellular component: transcription regulator complex. The record is from RefSeq and is a predicted model, not a curated record. Gene Ontology annotation, biological process: regulation of transcription by RNA polymerase II; regulation of cell population proliferation; regulation of cell cycle.